This is a messenger RNA of Carassius auratus (goldfish), 1532 nucleotides long. Its product is annotated as interleukin-17B-like. Gene Ontology annotation, cellular component: extracellular region. The record is from RefSeq and is a predicted model, not a curated record. Lineage: Eukaryota; Metazoa; Chordata; Actinopteri; Cypriniformes; Cyprinidae. Bases 128 to 724 code for a protein of 198 amino acids. Gene Ontology annotation, molecular function: cytokine activity. Gene Ontology annotation, biological process: inflammatory response. The transcript has 3 exons.
UCCCUGUAGGCUACUGUGUCAGUGUGAGGCGUGACACUUCAGUAUGAGUAAUCCCACGCACCUUCCAUUCAAUACAUACACAGCAAGGAGACAAAUGUGACAACUUAUUGCAGUCUGACUGAAAACAAUGUGGAAAAAUAUAUUGAAUAAGGUGUUCAUCUUCCUGAUAGUGUGGAACCUGUUUAUGCCCACUGACACAAAGAACAGAAGUAGAGAAGGAAAGUCUCGGAGACGGAAACUGGAGUCUCAUGCUCGCCGGAAUGCCUCUUCUAUCAAAAUCUCCCCAGAUCCGAUGAUGACAGGUCCAGAAUCAGGAGUGAUGCCUGGUGCUGUUGAAAUUGACUUUGACAAGAGUAUCGAGGAUAUGGUGUCUCAGGUCCGAAACAAUCCCAACUUAUCCGUAAACAAAUGUGUGGUGGAUCGCAAACUUUGGAUGUCAAACAGUCGCAGCCUUUCUCCCUGGUCCUACAGAAUCAAUCACGAUGAGUCCCGUAAACCAGUGGACAUCCCGGAGGCUGUGUGCUCGUGUGAGGGCUGCAUCAAUCCAUUCACCAUGCAGGAGGAUCGCACCAUGACCAGCGCCCUCAUCCACGCCAAGAUCCCCGUGCGCAGACUGCUGUGCCAUCGGCCAACCAGGAAACCGACGAAGCAGAAGAAUUGCGUUCCCCGUUACAGAUCGGUGGUGGAGAGCAUCGCCGUGGGAUGCACGUGCAUCGUGGGCUAGCUGAAUGGAACGGACAUAUUUCAGCCUGUUUUACUGCAAAUAAAACCGGAUCCAAAUUGUGAAUAUUAUGAUUUACUGUCGGGUGAGAUGGCUGUGCAGGCGCCUUUUCUAUUUUGAAAAGGUGAUUUUAUUUAAGAUUUUGAACAUUUAAUGUUGUUAAGUAUUAAUAACUUACAUUGUGCAACACAAAUCAAAAGGGAAAAAGGUAUGUAGUAUAAUAGUAUAGGGUAACUAAGCUUAUAAUGGGGUUUAAGCUGUGCCUUUAAAAAGUAGCCUAUCAAAGUUCACAGUUGGCAGAUAAUAUAGUUGCAUUACGUUAUGUAACUGUACAGUAUUUUUAUGAAAGAAAGAUAAUUUAAUGCUGAUAUAUCUACAAUAGCCACAUUUCUAUAAUGUCCUGUGGUUUGGCACAAAUUUAUGGUAGCCUAUCAGGGUUUUUUAAGAUCGCCCUCUCCUGACCAGAAUACAGUGAUAGAAAGAGGAGACGCAUACUUUUAUGAUGUCAUGUUUGUUUUUGUUUUUUUUUUUCUUUCAUUUUAAUGUGGGGAUGGUAACUGGGUGGACACAUAACCCAAUGACGCAACUUUAAAAUACUUUUCAUAAAUAUUUUAUUUACUAUUUUUCUCUUAUUUUCCCAAAAUAUAGCCUUUAGCCUAGUUAUUUUCAGUUUGUUAAUGUAGGCUACAUAUUUGCAAAUCGAGAACUGACUAAAUCAUCUUGUCUUUACCGUAAAUAAAAUAUACGAAACAUAAAUAAAUAAACAAAUUUACUGGAUUUUUUUUCUCGGUAUGUUUUUAAGAAAUGCAUU